GCGAGGCGGCCUGGGGGGAGCCACGGCGGGUCGGGGCGGCGGCGGAGGCGCUUCCGGGCGGAGGGAGCGCUUAUAAGGGCGGCUGUGCGGCGGCCGCGCCUCUUCCGGCGCCCCCUCAGAGCCGCCAUGACGAAGAAGAGGAGGAACAACGGGCGGGCGAAGAAGGGCCGCGGGCAUGUGCAGCCCAUCCGCUGCACCAACUGCGCCCGCUGCGUCCCCAAGGACAAGGCCAUCAAGAAGUUCGUCAUCAGGAACAUCGUGGAGGCCGCGGCCGUCAGGGACAUCUCGGAGGCCAGUGUGUUCGACUGUGAGUUGGGGGGGGCCUCUGCCCCGCCUAAGAGCAGCCCACCCUGCUGCCUCUGCCGCCCCAAAACCAGCCCAUCACCCCCAAAACAGCCCACCCUGCUACCUCUGCCACCCCAAAACCAGCCCAUCACCCCCAAAACA
This is a messenger RNA of Corapipo altera (White-ruffed manakin), 447 nucleotides long. Its product is annotated as 40S ribosomal protein S26-like. Gene Ontology annotation, molecular function: structural constituent of ribosome; mRNA binding. Gene Ontology annotation, cellular component: cytosolic small ribosomal subunit; ribosome. Gene Ontology annotation, biological process: translation. NCBI's taxonomy places the organism in Eukaryota, Metazoa, Chordata, Aves, Passeriformes, Pipridae. The transcript is spliced from 2 exons. The record is from RefSeq and is a predicted model, not a curated record. The annotation marks the transcript as partial.